AUGUACUCUCCUCGUCGCCUACCUCUCACCAAAGAGAAUCUCUCCAGAAAAGAGAGAGAAGAAGCGGAACUUCAUAGCAGCAACAUCUCCCGACGUCGCCGAACUUCCACCAAAGACUGCGUGAUGGAAUCUCCUCGUCUCAUGCCCUUCCCUUACCACAACGAUUCUUGCUUUCUACCCACAGUAGAACACCCACAAUCGAAGCAGCCAACCACAGAAUCUUACGUCAGCCUCUCAAACACAGCCUUCUCCUCCUGUUCGCCAUCUUCUUAUGCCUCAACUAGGACACCUUGUAGUCUUAGUGCAGAAAAACGCUCUGUGACCUUUGCGGCGCCACUCGAAAAGGGGUCUGAAAAACUCGACAAAUCAUCAAAGUCAUCACCAGCCCGCCGCCUUCUUUCUCGUGGAAAGAACAUCAAUGUACCAGGCACUCGCUUUGUACAUUUUUGUCGAAAGUGGCUUGGGAAACGCGAGCCUGAAACUUGUUUGACAGAGAAUUCGCCUGUCUGGUACAGUCGUUUUGAUUCAAACCCUGUCCCACCUCAAGGUUUACAGUACGCGGUUGCCAGCUAUUAAGUCCAGCAAAAAAAAAGAUAAUUAAUGGAGCUGGACCCCAUACACACACACACACACACAAACUAUCUCUGUCUUAAUUUUAGUGUUUGGUGCAACUUUGCUUCUGUACUUGCUUUUUCCUUCCUUUUCCUUCCUUAUAUAUUUCUCCCUCCCUCUAUCUAUCUAUCUCUAUAUUUCCCAUAUAUAUAUAUAUAUAUAUAUAUAUAUACAACACGCUGUGCGUAGCUACAUAUCCUAAUCACCAUUUAUUUUAUUCCCCUGCAAAAAAAAGCCCAUAUUUCUCUUUAUUUAUUUAUUUUUUUCUGUACAUAAUUUCCUGCUCUUUUCUGCUUGUAUUUUUUCUCUCCCUCUCUCUAUCUCUUAAUCUCUUUGUCAGUCAAUCAAUCCAGUCUAGUCCCCGUCUUUAUAUCACUUUAUUUUAUUUAAUGAAAAGGGUUAAAAAUAUAUAUAUACAUGUAUGUAUGUAUGUAUGUAUGUAUGUAUGUAUGUAAUUUGUCUUUCAAAAUU
This is a messenger RNA of Phycomyces blakesleeanus NRRL 1555(-), 1083 nucleotides long. RefSeq lists its product as hypothetical. The transcript has a single exon. The coding region runs from base 1 to 576 and encodes 191 amino acids. Lineage: Eukaryota; Fungi; Mucoromycota; Mucoromycetes; Mucorales; Phycomycetaceae. The record is from RefSeq and is a predicted model, not a curated record.